Ahaetulla prasina is the source of this 6203-nucleotide messenger RNA. It is a transcript of the gene ZFPM2, whose product is annotated as zinc finger protein, FOG family member 2. Gene Ontology annotation, biological process: negative regulation of transcription by RNA polymerase II; heart development; positive regulation of transcription by RNA polymerase II. Lineage: Eukaryota; Metazoa; Chordata; Lepidosauria; Squamata; Colubridae. Gene Ontology annotation, cellular component: nucleus. The record is from RefSeq and is a predicted model, not a curated record. The transcript is spliced from 9 exons. Bases 419 to 3898 code for a protein of 1159 amino acids. Gene Ontology annotation, molecular function: RNA polymerase II-specific DNA-binding transcription factor binding.
CACACACACCACGCGCACACACUCCUUCUCCCCGGUUCUGUCUUUUUUCUCUCUCUCUCUCCCCCCCCCCACCUUACCCACUACACGCGCGCGCGCGCUCUCUCACACCCGCGCGCCCUCCCGAGCCGAGCCGAGCCUUUCCUCGGCUCCUUCUGUUCCUGUCAUCUCCCUUUUCCGCUCCUGCCUGGGCACCCGGCGCGCUCUCUCGCUUCCUCGCUCGCCUGCCUCCUUCUGCGCUCUUCCACUUCUCCCCCGUCUCUUUCCCUUUCUACCUCCGCUCUCUUCCCCACCCCACCCUCGCCCCCGCACCCCGUCGCGCACCUACUUACCUUGCACCCCCUUUUCACACCCUCAGUGCACCUGAGCACCCGAAGAGCGGCGGGCGGCGGCAACACGAAAAGCACCGGCGGCGAGCAGUAUGUCCCGAAGGAAACAGAGCAAACCCCGGCAGAUUAAACGCCCCCUUGAAGAUGCUGUUGAGGAUGAAGAGGAAGAGUGCCUAUCUGAGGAAAAUGAAAUUAUCUCCAAAGAAGACUUUCCCCUGACGGGAAACUUUUCUGCAGAAUUUGAGUCUGGGAAUCUGAACUGUGAAGAUGUGGAAUACUUUUGUAAUAAAGGUGACGAAGAGGGCAGCCAAGAAGCAGCAGAUUCUGAUGGGGACGCUCGUUCAGAUAAACCAGGACCGCUUACGCUUGAGACAGAAGACUGGGAUGGACCAGGGGAAUUGGAGAUGUUCCAGAGGGAUGGAGAACGCAAGAUCCAGAGUCGGCAACAGCUUCCGGUGGGAACAACAUGGGGGCCCUUUGCUGGAAAAAUGGACUUGAAUAACAACACACUGAAGCCUAAGGCUCCACUCCCUAUGGUCUUGACUGCGGGCCCCAAGUGGUUGCUGGAUAUGACUUGGCAAGGAGUAGAAGACAACAAAAACAACUGCAUUGUGUACAGCAAAGACUGUUGUGCCAAGACUGAAAAUUCAGUUUCAGUAAGAGAAGGAGGCCAGCUGUGGUGCACAACAACAAAAGUUAUUGCGGAGGGAGAAGAGCUAAUUGCCUUUGUUGUGGAUUUUGACUCAAGGCUGCAAGCUGCCAGUCAGAUGACCCUGACUGAUGGGAUGUAUCCUGCUCGACUGUUGGAUUCAAUACAACUGCUCCCUCAACAAGCUGCGAUGGCAUCCAUUUUGCCAACAGCUAUUGUGAACAAAGAUAUAUUCCCUUGCAAAUCUUGUGGCAUCUGGUAUCGUAGUGAAAGGAACCUGCAAGCUCAUCUCAUGUACUACUGCAGUGGGAGGCAAAGAGAAGGUGCUCAGUUAUCAGAGGAGAAUGAGGAAAGUAUUCAACAGAUAUCUAGCUUCUGCCCCUUUCCACAGUGCACCAAAAGUUUUUCCAAUGCAAGAGCUCUGGAAAAUCAUCUAAAUUCUCACAGUGGAGUAAAAAUGGAAGAAUUUCUUCCCUCCGGCUCUAGCCUGAAAUGUACUGUUUGUAACUAUACCGCAGAUUCGGUUAUCAACUUCCAUCAACAUCUAUUCUCACACCUCACUCAAGCUGCCUUCCGAUGCACACAUUGCCAUUUUGGCUUCCAGACUCAGAGGGAACUGCUACAGCACCAAGAUCUCCACAUUUCUGGCAACAAACUGCAGAGAGAAAGCGAUGCUGAGCACUCUCCGAAUGCCAGUGAAGAGACUUUGCAGGCCCCUGACAGUUCCCAAAGCCAAAAGGCAGUGCAGACAAAGGAUGUGAGUUCUGACACUGAGCUUGAUAAAUGUGAGAAGAAGACUCCUCUUUUCCUUCCAAAUCAGAGGCCAGAAACACAGACCACUCCACAUAAGCAGAGCUUCUCAUACACCAAAAUAAAAUCUGAGCCAUCUAGCCCAAGGCUUGCCUCGUCUCCGGUCCAACCUAAUCUCGGUCCUUCAUUCCCUAUGGGUCCUUUUCUUUCUCAGUUUGCUUUCCCCCAGGAUAUCACAGUGGUUCCACAGGCUUCUGAGAUCUUAGCCAAGAUGUCUGAGCUGGUUCAUCGAAGGCUGAGGCAUGGAAGUAAUAGUUAUCCCCCGGUCAUUUACAGUCCACUGAUGCCAAAAGGAGCUACCUGUUUCGAGUGUAACAUCACGUUCAACAAUCUAGAUAACUAUUUAGUUCACAAGAAGCACUACUGCAACAGUCGAUGGCAACAAAUGGCGAAGUCACCGGAUUUUGGCAGUGUUUCAGAGAAAAUGCCUGAGGCUGUGAGUCCUGGCAAUGGGCAAAAUGCAAUCAACAUUUUGAGUGCAACGGCUCACACUUCAGAUCCUGAGAAUCAACUUCUUCAAGCGUCUUGUAUCAAUUCUUCUACUGUCCUCGAUAUCAUUGGGCCAAAUAGUAAGGGUCAUGAGAAAGACUUUUCAUCGCAAGUGAAGAAGCUGUCAAAUACUGCCAACAGUGAUGAUAAAAUGAACGGGAAGCCUUCUGACGGCAAGAACUCAACUUCUGCAUCUUUAAUAGAAGGAGAAAGUGAUCCAAACAAAACUACAUGUGAAGCCUGCAAUAUUACUUUCAGUAGGCAUGAAACAUACAUGGUCCACAAGCAGUAUUACUGUGCCACUCGUCAUGAUCCCCCACUUAAAAGAUCAGCUUCAAAUAAAGUGCCCGCCAUGCAGAGAACAAUGCGUACACGCAAACGAAGGAAGAUGUAUGAGAUGUGUCUACCAGAGCAAGAGCAAAGGCCACAACUGGUCCAGCAACGCUUCCUUGAAGUAACUAAUCUUGUCAACCCUUGCACAUCUUCUCAAGAACCAGCAGAUAGCCUUGGAGAGUGCUACCACCCACGCUGUGAUAUCUUUCCAGGAAUAGUUUCCAAACACUUAGAAACAUCACUGUCCAUUCAUAAAUGCACCUCGACCUCAAAAUGUGACACCCAACAUUCCACAAUUUCCUGCUUGGAGAUGGACGUCCCUAUUGAUCUCAGCAAAAAAUGUUUGCCCCAAUCUGACAGGACAUCCACUUCCCCCAAAAGGCUGCUGGAUUAUCAUGAAUGCACCGUAUGCAAGAUCAGUUUUAACAAGGUAGAAAAUUACUUGGCGCAUAAGCAGAAUUUUUGUCCCGUCACUGUGCACCAACAGAAUGAAAUGGGACAUCUUGAUAGCAAAGUAUUUCAAAAUCCAGAAAGUGAACGGAACAGCCCUGAGGUCAGUUAUGACCGAACCAUCAUCAAAUGUGAGAAAAAUGGAAAUUCAAAGCAGGCUUCUCCCAACGGAAACUUGUUUUCUACGCACUUAGCAACCCUUCAAGGACUUAAGGUCUUUAAUGAAGCCACCCAACUUAUAGCUACAAAAGAAGAAAACAAACAUUUUCUUCCUCAAUGCCUUUAUCCAGGAGCAAUAAAGAAAGCUAAAGGAGCAGACCAGCUUUCUCCAUAUUAUGGAAUAAAGCCAACCGAUUAUAUUUCUAGUUCUUUUGCUGUUCACCACAAUGAUGUAGAGCAAAGUACGGCUGCAGAAGGCGAUUCGCUGAAGGGCCAGACACCAUCCAAUGGGUGCCCUGUUCAGAAAAAAGAAUCCCUGCCCCUCUUGCCCAAAAACAGAGGGAUGGUUAUCAUUAAUGGUGGACUAAAACAGGAGGAGCGGCCUGCAGGAAACCCACAGCAAGAGAACAUUUCCCAGAUUCCCCAACAGCAUGAAGAUGGACACAAAUCACCAUCUUGGACCUCAGAUAAUAACUUAACUGCCAAUGAAAAUGUCUCGCCAACCAUUCCAGCAGCAGAAGAACAAUUAUCUAGUAUAGCAAAAGGGGUAAACGGUUCGACUCAGGCCCCCACCAGUGGAAAAUACUGCCGGCUGUGUGAUAUCCAGUUCAACAACCUAUCAAACUUUAUAACCCAUAAGAAGUUUUAUUGCUCAUCCCAUGCAGCAGAACACGUCAAAUGAAAAUGGCUGGGGAUCCCCCCCUGUUUGGUAUCUGUGUUUAGUAUACAGUAUUGUUCCAUACAAGUCUGAAAGAGAGCUGUUUGUACGACUUCUGCACAAUCAGGAGUUAGUUCAUUACUGCUGAGUUGAAGACUUAAAAGACGUACUUCCAUUUACAGUUCAUUAGUAAAGUGUAUUCUUGGUGCCAUUUUCAAAACUAUUUAUUUAUUUUACCAGCAGUGUUCAUAGCUGUAGUUAUUUUUAAUUUAAAGAAGAAAAAAACACUUUAUAUUAAAGUCAUUUGUAAUGUUAUUGUAUAAUUGUGUAGCACAUAUGGUUUGCACUGUAUAGUAGAUUUUAAAGAAAAUAGUCACAAACUCUACAAAAAAGGCAUUUUAGAAAUUUAGCUUCAAAAGCACCUGUGUAUCCUAUUUUUCCUUAUAUGCUAUUGCAGAUAUGUGUAGAUGCUAAAAUAUAAUUUGCAAAAGGUUUCAACUACGCUGUAAAGUUCGCCUUAAAAUUUCAAUUUUUUAAAGAAUUUGGCUCAGUUUGCACUUUAUAUUUUAGCAGAUACAGUACCUUAGUCACUAGGCUUUGCAUUUGUAUGUAGCGGUAUGUUUGUCUACUUUCUUACCUGAAAUGUCUGUUAAAAUGAAGAUGGCAUUUUUUUUCCUUGUAUAGUCCUUGUAUUUUCUUUCACUGAUGCAUCUCUGUCUCAAUUUUUAAACAUUUGCUGUUAAAUGCAAUACUUUAUAAAGAAUGAACAAAAUUACUGGAAGCAGUAUUGUAAGUAAUGAGGUCAUAUCUAUCCAUUUUAUCUUUUGAAAGGCACAGUCAAAAGGAAUUUCUUAGCUCAAUGCUGCAAGUAUGAAUCUAAUUCAUUUAUAAGAUAUAUUUAAAUAUAACAGUAGCAAUACUGCAACUGGUGAUCACAGAGAUAAUGUUCUACUUCUGAUAGAAAUAAUUUCUCAACAAAUGUUGUUACUAUGCAUGUAUAUGGAUGGAAUAAAAUUCCAGAUCAUCAGACUGGUCAGGCAGUAAUUUAUUCAUUUAAAAAAUCUUAUCAAGCUCAAUAAAGUAAGUGGCUGGUUGUGGGCUAAUCUAAUACUGUAUGCUCUUAAAUUAAUAUAAAUGUCCUUAAAAAUGCCAUGCAAGAAUGGGAACCCACAGUUUGGAGCAAGGAGGAGCUAGGAGGAGUCAUGACCCAUCAUGUGUUCCUCCCAUUCCUCAAUGGAGAAUUGCUGUAUUUUAUUGAUUUUACUUCCAGUGUCAACCCUGCUUCUAGAAGAUAGUUGUAAUACUGAAACCAUUAUACACGGGGUUCUGCAUUGACCUUCCUAGCAAGGUAAACCAGAACCAUAGAUAUGUUUUACUGACUUGCUAAAAUAAAAUCCAUGCAAAGCGGAGCACAAUUUAGGACCACUAAUCAAGCCCAAGUACAUACUAUGACAUCUGGAUUUUGGCUUAAACUCACUCAAGGGGAGAUAGAGAAAGAUAGGAUAAGCUGGCUGAGACUCAUCCCAUCAUGACUGCUCCUUAAUGUGCUUAUGGAUGGAGAGUAAAAGAAAAGUCAGAUGCUCUUUUGAAGUCCUGAACCAAAAAUCCUACUUUUGAGAGGGCACCUUCUUGUAUCGAACGCUACCAUACCUUUGGUGGAUGCCCUCUUUGGUGCCUGCCCUCUGGAAUGUAUCUAUUGAUUAUAGAUUGCAUCGUAAAUUAUGAAGAAUUUUAACAAUUGGCAUGUUACCAUUUGAAUCGCCCAUCACCUUUAUUUUUAAGAAUGUCUCUUGGAUCUUCAUUCUUUGAAUGCUUGCUUUGAAAAUAUGGCACUUUCCCCGGAAAAUGAGACAAGUUAUCAAGCAUCAGUCUUAGAUGAUGUAGCAAAAUGUUUCAUAGAUGAAGCCCAAAGUAAGUCUCUAAAACUCGAGUCCUUAAAUCUUAUUGUAAAUGAUUAUCAACUGAAUACCUGUAAACAUAUAACAUGUCCUUGAAAAAAGUGUUAUUAUUUCUAUCAAGAUGAGACUCUGUGUCUUUGACAGAGUUGAAGGAAGGUUAUUUUGUUCUAGAGAGUAGCAGUUUGCACUCUGGUCAAUGUUUUGUAGUUGGCUUCACCCAUCAUGAUAGCUAUAAGCAUGUCCCUCUGCUGGCACACAUCAAGAAGUUCACAACAAGCAAUCCUUAAAUUCAGUUGUGAUUGUAUCCUGUUAUAAACUAUCAAGUGUACAUCAUAUGAGAGUGAGUUUUCCUACCGACAGAGGAAAAAACAGUCUGAUAUCAGAUCUGUCCAUAACCAAAACCAAAAUAGUUGAAAAUUGGACCUGCCCAC